CUCGUUCUAGCUCUCUUCUCCACCUGUUUGUCAUCACAAUCAGCGCUCGCGCUGCUUGGCGGUGACACCUGUUUCCACUCUGCUCUAAUUAUUGGCUCUAUUUCCAGUGGCUGUGCAUGCGGCUCUCUGUCGGAUUAUUGUGUGUGUCAUGCUUAUGCUCUUGUUUCGCCCUUCAUGUCAGGAUACCGUCAGGAGUCUUACCAUGUCUUGUCUUGCUGUGUUCAUCUAAGUUUUCUCGGUGUCCUGUUGCUGCUUCCAGUGAGCCCAGCCCUACGAGCUCUCUCCAAGUCGGGAGUCCUCUGAGCCUGACCUUCUUCAGUUGUGUUUUGUUCUCAUCCAGUUCUGUGUCAUUGUACGACAGACUGCCUUGUUUUGCGUUUUCAUUAAGGACUGUUUUUGACUGACUGCCUUUGCACGUGGAUCCUUUAUAUCAUCCGUGACACACCUCAGCACCAGAGAUGAUUUAUUUAAUUCCAAGAUGUGUAUAUUCUAUAAUCUAUCAAAAUUACUUCCUCUGUUCUACGUGAGCAUUGUGCUUUGUGUGGCAGCAUGUAAUAAUGCAGAAUAUGAAGUUAAUGGCGAGUGUUGCCCGAUGUGUGAUCCAGGAAAGCGAGUUUAUAGACAUUGUGAUGAGUACACAAGCACAACAUGUGAUUCAUGCCCCGUGAUGACCUUCACUAGCGCUCCUAAUGGAUUUACUGAAUGUCUGCACUGUUCUGUCUGUGAUCCAAGUAAUGGGCUGAGAGUAAAGCAUGUGUGUACAUUAAUAUCAGAUACAGUGUGUGAACCUCUGCCAGGUUAUUACUGUAUAGACUUGCUCUCCAACUGUAAAAAGGCCAUGAAACAUUCAUCCUGCUCACCUGGACAAUACAUCAACCAAAACGGAACAGAAUUCAGAGAUACAGUGUGUGAUGACUGUCCUGCUGAUUCAUAUUCAGAUGGCACAUUCUGCAAAUUGCAUACAAACUGUGAAUCUCUUGGCAAAUUAACAAUCAAGGAAGGAACCGAUACGACUGAUGCUGAGUGCAGUAAUAGAGCACGUUCGUAUUUACUGCCAUUGAUUCUGUGUGGAGUGUGGUCGCUGUUGUUUGCUGUCAUCAUUGUAAUUAUUGUAAAGAAAAGGGAAAAAAGCAAAAUAGUGGAUUAAAUUGAGU
Molecule: messenger RNA, 1154 nt
Organism: Onychostoma macrolepis
Lineage: Eukaryota; Metazoa; Chordata; Actinopteri; Cypriniformes; Cyprinidae
Product: tumor necrosis factor receptor superfamily member 14-like
Exons: 5
Coding region: 479-1147 (222 amino acids)
Biological process (GO): negative regulation of alpha-beta T cell proliferation; positive regulation of cytokine production involved in immune response; positive regulation of T cell migration
Cellular component (GO): external side of plasma membrane
Molecular function (GO): protein binding
Source: RefSeq, a predicted model, not a curated record